AUGAAGCUUAGUUUGGACAUUAAGGAUCAACAUCUCCAUCCAGAUGAGCCUAUUGUUGUAGACGCAGUACACCGUCAGCUCAAUCCAAUUCGAGUGCUUUACAGGUGGCCUUGGGAUAAAUUAUAUCUACACUUCCUCAAGCCGACAUUUGGUGUGUACUAUGGAACUGCCAUCCGUGUGACAGUGCCUAAAGUGAUACUCACUUUUUUGGCUUUGGAGACAAUGUAUUAUUAUUGGAAAUAUGAAGUCAAGGACUGGCAGCAUCUUCGUGGUAUUGAGACAAUGCCUCAGAAGGAUGUUAUCACAAAUGCGAAGGAGAUUGAGGCGAAGUAUCCAGGAUUGCAAGCUAAAGGUCUGGAGAAUCCUGCCAAGCACAACUACUAUAGUCCCACUUUCGAUAAGAGAACUGCCUAUCUGGAUGUUGGAGUUACUAAACGACCAUGGUAG
This is a messenger RNA of Strongylus vulgaris, 447 nucleotides long. Lineage: Eukaryota; Metazoa; Nematoda; Chromadorea; Rhabditida; Strongylidae. The record is from the annotation of a GenBank genome assembly.